AUGAGGCUGCUGAGGCUCGUCUCCAUCAUAGUACACAAGUACUACUCCGUCUUGGUGACGGAGUGCGAGAUCUUCCUGUCGCUGACCAUAAAGUUCCUGGAUCCCGACAAACCUCUAUGGCAGAGGGCGCUGGCGUUGGAAGUUCUACACAAGAUGACCAUACAGCCGAAUUUGCUACAAUCGUUCUGCGAGUGUUACGACAUGCGCCCGCACGCCACGAACAUAUUCCAAGACGUGGUGAACGCGCUCGGCGCCUACGUGCAGAGCUUGUUCGUCGCCUCUCAAGUCAACACCACCGCCGGUCAGUAUAAUACACUUGCUGUUUUGCCGCGACUUCACACGCGUUAA
This is a messenger RNA of Diatraea saccharalis (sugarcane borer), 348 nucleotides long. The record is from the annotation of a GenBank genome assembly. Lineage: Eukaryota; Metazoa; Arthropoda; Insecta; Lepidoptera; Crambidae.